This is a messenger RNA of Micropterus salmoides (largemouth bass), 3547 nucleotides long. Its product is annotated as kinesin-like protein KIF1B. NCBI's taxonomy places the organism in Eukaryota, Metazoa, Chordata, Actinopteri, Centrarchiformes, Centrarchidae. The record is from RefSeq and is a predicted model, not a curated record.
AGAUCUAAGCUGGCAAGGAGGCGCAGCGGUCUAAUGAAGAACUGAGUGAGUUGACCGGGCACGCAGGAAACCACGGCUUCCACUCUUUCUGGAAAGCCUUUGAACAUAACGAGUGUUAACACUUAUUAAUCAUUGUGAUUCUUGACGGUUUUCUCUUGUAAGUAGACUUGUGGCUUAAGUCUCCUUUCAUGCGACUAAAAGUUUCAGUUCCAGAGAAAUUUGCCUCCCCUCUCUCCCUCCAACAACCCUCUGCCAACUUAGCUUUCCUCCUCUCUAUUUCUCCUCCUAUCCUCCUCCUCCUCAGCUUUUUGUGUUUUUGUUUUUAUGACAAUGUUUGGGUCUGAUUUUGUUCCGCUUUGUUGUCAUUCCCCGUCUCCCUAACUAGUAGCAUGUUGUAAUGGUCUACGUGUGUGUGCACGAUUCUUCAGAAACUGUUCUUUCUGGCCACUAAUUUUCAGUUUGCCAAUCAUCUGUAAAAAAAAAAAAAAAAAAAAAAAAAAAAAAGUCUCUAUCAGUGUUAUUUGUCUCUCGUGAAGAGUUUUAUUUUAUUAUUAGGUUGUUCUUUUUUUUUUUUUUCUUUUUUCUUUUUUUUUAUAUGCCUGCAUGAUAACCGCAGCAGUCCUCAGGAGAAGAGCAGGUUUGCUUACUCAAAAAAAAUAAAUAAAUAAAAUUCUAACAAAUCAGAUAACCUUGAAACCAUGAAGGGAAAAUAUACAAAUAUCUCCAAGUGACGUAUCAGUUUACAUUCUGCUGCAGAAAGCAAGGCUACUUCAAGAUAUAUUGCUGCUAAUGAAUUCAUAGGUUUUCCUUCUCACCAUGAGGUCGGGCCGCUGCCUCUUGUUCCCCCUCUAGUCACCUAAACGGCCUUUAGAAACAAAAAUGUUAAGUCUGAAAAAUUAGUUCCAAAUCAGCGAGACACGAGGGCAGCACUGGAUUUCCACUGUCAUCUGUGUGAUAUUUAGAUCCUACUCCUCAGUCCGUGUACAUACACCAACUCCCACCCUGAUAGAGAGCCCGUCAGUCAGUCCAUGAGUGAUUACUUAAAAUCAUGCAUUUGUGUCAACAUCAAAAAUACAUGCUAACUGAAGAAACAUGCAAAAAUAUGUGAAGAUUUUAUCUCAGCAGUGAAAACAUGACAAUGGAUUGUUCCUGUAGUACUAGAUAUUUGUCCCUGUCCUUUUGCUAUUUCAUCUCAAGAAGAAAAAAAAACAGGGUAUCGAGGAGAGGAGGAGGAGGAGGAGGAGGAGGAAGAUGGACAGUAUGAUUUGUACAUACAGUCUGUCCUGGGAUCAGUGUGGUAGUUAACUCUCAUUUAAGACAUUCCUCUCAGCUAUUAGCAGUUUCUUCUUACGCCAACGUGUCGAGCUUCAGACCUCAAGAGAGCCUCGACAUUUGCUGAUGUUUUGUUAAAUCACGCGAUAAUGAAGACAAAACAGAACAUGGUGAAACGGGAGUAAGAGGAAGUAAGAAAGAGAAUGAAGUUGCAAUGCUCUAGCCUUGACACAAGUAGUUAAUUGAUAAAUCUGCUAGUUCACAGCCUGCAGGACAGAUGAUGUCUACCCCAUGACUCCCCUCACUGUCACGAUGGUGUCAGGUAAAAGAAAUCUCUAAAGUGAAGUACUUCCUGUUCCGCAGCACCACAGGUUACCAUGUGUUCCUUUUCUGUUUGCGUUCUUGAAUUGAAACCUCUUAACUCAUCUAACUCUCAUUGGGUUGACAUUGUUUUUUAUUUUAAAUUAUUAACAUUGUUGAUUGUUUUUUUCUAUUAUGCUUUUAAUCAUUCCAUAGUGAAGUUUUAUAUGAAAUAUAACAGAGGGCAUUUAUUUCUUAAGUUCUAACCAAUGAUAUUGGUGUUUAACCUUAUUUUGCACAUGAACACAUAUCUAUGGCAAGACGAGGGCAGAUCACGCGUGUUAAGACCAAGGUUACUUCUAGUAUCAGGAACACUCACAAGAGCACAUAUCAAGGCUACACUGGAUAGCUGUUUCUCGAAAGGUUUACUAGAAAGAAAGAAAGAAGUGAUAUUAAAGGGACGACAUAUACUCAAAAGAUUUUAUUUCUGAUAUUGUUUAUGAAAAUAUUUGCUCUGUACAUCGCACCACAGCUGCUAUAUUUGGCUCCUUGGUAAGUUAUGACAUUUUUUGGCGUCUCUGUCUCUACAAAUGGUACAAAUGUGAUAAAUACAGAUGGGCGUUAAAAACUCUGGCCAACCAACCAGUAGUAAGCCUAGUGUAUCAUGUAAAAGGGACAUCAGGAUUAAAUGUAUUGAAACAGAGGUCGCCAUCGCCUGUGACAAAAAAAUAAUUGGUGGUAUGUCUUUUUCUUUCUAUUGUUUGCUGAUGGAAAGACAGAAAACAUUUGCCUCAGAAGUCAGAAUAAUUAAUUAAAUUACAGAGCGUCGCUGCCCUCAGGUCAGCCAACCUGCUGGUCAGAGAAACAAAAACCUGAUGGAAUUGUUUCUGAGAAAAUGUUUUGUCUGUCGAGGAACCAAGACAUGUUAAAAAAUUAUAAUGAUAAACCAUCUGUGCGCACUGAUCAAGGUUGGAAGUGCAGUGUACCUCACAAUGUGUGUGAGAUGCAUAUCGAUACAAAUACCUGUCAGAGCAAACAUUUUCACUCCAGUGACUAAUUUGCAGAGGUUUAUUAUUUUGGAUUGUGUAUUUAUUGUUUGCAAUGUACAUAUUAGUUUGCAGCUCUUUGCACAUAUCAAUAAAAAUAAAGGUUCAACUAACUGAUCAAAUAAAGUCUGUGCGGUUUAGUUGUUCUACUCAGAAUGAACCAAAUGAUGGCAUGGCAGCCUCUUUCAGCCUGAACUGGGAGAGCGUUGAAUGUACUAUGAAGGUGUGUGUUUAUCCAUCGUUAAAAACAAAGAGAACUAAAAUGUAACCCACUGUUUUUUUUUUUCCUUUUCCAUGGGAGGUGAGUUACAUUAGUGUUUCCUCUUUAUGAGAAGGUGGUUUGAGUGGAAUUCUGCUUUUGAAUUGAAGAAUAUUUACUCAUUACUCAUGCUUAGCCAGCCACUUGAAUUAUGACAAAACAAGGGUGGUUUUGAACUCAUUUUAUUUUUUCUAAUAUCAGGGAAUAUAACACAGAGUAGCUAGUGACAUCUAAAAUGACAGUAUACUAUUGUUGUGCUGGUGUCUUUCUUCACCUCAACACUGUUUUUUUGUUUUUUUUCCGUUGAUGCCUUUCAAACAAAAACUAGCCAUUAUAUUUUCCAUCUUUCCCUCUGACAAUUAAUAUCAGUUAACUGCGUUCCCUUUGGAUUUGCUCACCAAAAGAAAAGACAAACCAUGACAUUAACGCUGUACAUUAUUUGUCAGACUGGUUUCAUUUUCAUACUUAUUUUGUAAAUAUCUGUGUUGUAUGGAGCUUGAAUUAAAAUGUAAAUAUGUUUACUGUAUUUGUAAUAAUUAUAAUCCAUUCGCUGUAUAGCAUAGAUGUGUCAUGCAGAUAUCCUAAUUCUGUGUAUGGUAAUAUUGCACAAUUGAACUGUUUAGUGAAUGAGGCAACAAUAAAAAGUGCAAACUGUGCAUUAGCAAAACAA